AUGACUUUAUAUGAUUUUAAAUCAGAGGACUACAAAAACAGAGUUAAAAAAUUAAAUGCAUGGACAAAUGUAUGCCAAAGACUCUAUGGAAACGGAUGGGACGACUUAGAGGUUGAAGCUAAAAGAAAAAUAGAAUUUAGAAUUAUGUCUCCGCCUCGACGAAAAUGUCAUUUUAAUGCAGAACUACAGAAGGAUUACCCUUUUAUGAAAGUCAAAUCUGUGUCAUCGGCAUCUAAUCAUCAACACACAUUGGCAGCUAAUGCAGAGAUUAGAAGCAAUAAAUUACCUUCAUUUUUUAAAUACGCAAGUGUCAGCUCCGAGAACUUGAUAAUUGCAGCCAAAGAAGGGACAUUUGCAUACCACACCAUUAGGCAUAUGCACAGUUUUAGAUCAUUAGAUUGUACUUCCAAAUUGAUUUCCAAUUUAUUUGAGUCUAAAUUUUGUUCUGCUAGAACUAAAAGUGAAGCCAUCGUGAAAAAUAUUUUGGCCAGAGAAUCGCAGUUACGUCUGGAAGUUGAUAUGCAGAAAGCUAAUUUUCUUAGCAUCAUUCUUCAUUCUUCAAAUCACAAGGAUACAAAACUAGUACCUUUACUAGUAACAUACUUUGACAGCAAAACCGGCAUUCAAACAAAAUUAUUACAGUUAGUGGAUUUACCAGGAAAGGAGGUUCAAAGACGCUGGAAAAGCUUAAAGGAUGCGUACCAAAGAGCACUAAAAGCUCGCGAAACAAAAAGUGGCGACGGGGCGAGCAAGAAAAGGCCAUAUAUUUAUGAAAAACAAAUGGAGUUUUUAAGCACAACUAUGAAGUCCAGGCGUACAACGGGAACCAUGAACAAUGAGAGUGCUAAAGUUGAUGGGAAUGUAAACACAGAAGAAGAACGGGUUAUAAUUGAAGAUGACACAUCCACGAACGAUAUUGGUAAUAUUGUAAUUAAAAAGACACCUCAUAAAAAACGCAAAAGAACUGACGACUUCGAUUCUCAGCUAUUAGAAAUUUUGAGAAAUAGCAGUAGUGCAGCUGCAUCAUCAAACCCAACUGUCGCACCACAGGACAAAGAUAAAAUGUUUCUCCUUUCGUUAUUGCCUUAUGUAAAGAAAAUGACAGAAUUUGAUAAGAUACCUACUCCGGAAAAGGUGAAAACUAUCACCAGACGAGAACUAUAUGAUAUCCUAAGGGAAUUCAAAGGAAAUAAAAUUGACGAAAAAUUUACCCUAUUGGAAGAUAGACUUGCUCAGAUGACGUCAUGUCCAAGGGAAGAUAGGAAUAUUUUGUCUCGUUCUCUGAAGUAUUUCAAGGCAAGUUUUAAGCAGAAAUGGGCGGCAGCUCGUAAUACUGAUGAACGAUUUCUAAAACAUAAUGAAGAAUGGCUUAAAACAUCAUUAGAACUUCUUUCCUGGUCAUCACUUAAGCCCGGUCGUCCAGUUAAACAGUUCCACGAAUUAAGUGAAAGGAGCAAGCGGCGGAGAACUGAAGAAAUACGGGCUUGCGUACCUGUCGAAGAGUUGACUUUCGCUGCGCGUGUAAGUCAGGGUACUUCCGGGAAUAAACAUGCAUCAAAGAUGAUUAAAGAAAUAACUUCAACACCGACGAAAGCCAAGAAGAUCAGAAAGAUAAUUUCGUCUAAAAAAGACCACGUGGAGAUGAAAUAUACCCCACAGGAAGCGUUAUCGUUAUUUGUAGAAGCAUAUAAAGAACCCAUAAAAAAGUGGCAGAUCCGUACACCAGAAGACAAAAACAUUAUUAAGGAAACAAAAGAGAAAAUUCAGAAAUGUUUUAGGGCUGAAAUGGAUCUACUUGUUCAUAUUCCUAAAGCAGGCUAUGGAAAUAGUAAUGAUGGAAAUACGUCUAGGAGGUUUUUUCAAAAUACAGAAUGCUCUUCUUGCAUCACAGGCAUCAACAGAGAAUUAAUUAACAGGUUUAAAGUAAUUCUUGAGGUAAUAUCAAGUGGUCAUGAGAUUGAUCACCACAAAUUUGAAAAUUAUGCCCAAGAUACUGCCAAACUAUAUGUCAAAUUGUACGGAUGGCAUCCAAUGUCCCCUACAGUUCAUAAAAUGCUAAUACACGGAGCGCAGGUGAUCGAACAGGCAAUUCUGCCAAUAGGGCAAUUGUCCGAGGAGGUCGCUGAAGCACGUAAUAAGCAUUUUCGAAAAUAUCGGGUGGACUUUUCACGAAAAUUUUCAAGAAUUGAUUGUAACAGAGAUGUUUUAAAUAGAUUACUUCUGACAUCUGAUCCUUUAAUCAGUUGUAGUCGGUCAAAAAAUAAGCAGAAAAUCUUACCAUUUUCCGAUGAAGCAAAGGCAAUUUUAAUCACAGCAACACCAAAUCCAAACAGUUUGGACGACAAUACAGUCGAAGAUGAUGACGAUGAAGAGGAUUCUGAUAUUAUCGUUGAAUCAGAUUGCACUGACUCCGAAUAA
This is a messenger RNA of Diabrotica balteata, 2418 nucleotides long. NCBI's taxonomy places the organism in Eukaryota, Metazoa, Arthropoda, Insecta, Coleoptera, Chrysomelidae. The record is from the annotation of a GenBank genome assembly.